UUCAUAAAGCAGUGCCUCAUCAAAGUCACAGAAAUAAUGUGCCCGGGGCAAGUGCAGGAUUUCAACAACGUGAGCUUAUCCAGAAAUACAGUGGUGCGAAGAAUCGAGGACUUGUCAGCUAACUUGAAACUUCAGCUGAGAGACAAAGCUUUUGCUUUUGAUUUUUACUCGAUAGCAUGCGAUGAGAGCACAGAUGCUAAAGACACUGUGCAGCUGUUGAUUUUUUUGCGGGGAGUAGAUGAUAAUUUUUGAUGUACUGAGGAGCUGCUUGAUAUGAUAAGCCUAAAAGGCACAACGACGGGUAGAGAUAUUUUUGAAGCUGUGUCAGAGGCAGUUGAAAAGAUGGGGCUUAAAUGGGACAAGCUCUGUGGAGUAACAACGGAUGGAGCUCCGGCCAUGACGGGCGAUCGUAAAGGAAUGGCAUCGAUGGUGUGCGCCAAGGUAAAAGAGAGCGGAGGUGAGGCUUUUAGGAUGCACUGUAUAAUCCACCAAGAAGCACUGUGUGCCAAGACUGUCCAGCUGGGCGAUGUGAUGAACACUGUUGUAAAAACUGUCAACAUAAUUCGAGCUAGAGGACUGUACCACAGAGAAUUUCAAGCUUUCCUUUCUGAAGUGGAUGCUGAAUACGGGGAUGUAUUCUACCACUCUGAGGUGCGCUGGCUGAGCCGCGGCUAUGUGCUGCAGCGGUUUUAUUCGAUGAGAUCAGAAAUCGAUCAGUUUAUGAAAGAAAAGGGCCGACCUCUUCAUGAACCGAGUGACCCUCUGUGGCUAGCCGACCUGGCAUUUUUAGUUGAUCUUACUCAUCAUCUGAAUACACUGAACAAGAACCUACAAGGCAAAGAACAGCUGGUGCCACACCUGUAUGCGCACAUGAAAGCCUUCUGUGUAAAGCUCUGCCUGUUUGAGACGCAACUACGAAGCUUUAAUGCUGCACACUUCCCUGCGCUGUCUGAAAUCAAGUCUGCUUUUCCAAAGGCCGACCUUUCUGCUAAAAAGGAGAAAUAUGUGUCUGUGAUUGCAUCUCUCGUUACAGAAUUCAACCAGCGUUUCCAAGAUUUUUCUGUCAUUGAAAAACAAAUCAAGCUGUUCUCGACCCCCUUCCUGGUGGAUGCAGAAGAAGUGGAAGAGAGUCUGCAGUUAGAACUGAUUGAAAUGCAAUGCGAUGAUUCUCUGAAGAGUCAACAUCAGCUUCUCUCCCUCUUUGACUUCUAUCAGAGUUUGGAUAGUGCCAAGUUUCCUCUGAUGAGACGCCACGCAAAAAGAAUGAUGAGCCUGUUCGGCUCAACAUACAUCUGUGAACAAGCAUUUUCUCUGUUAAAUCAGAACAAAAGCAGAUUGAGAACCAGAAUGGCUGAAGCCAUCUCUGUGAAGUCCUUCGUGUCUCAACCACCAAACUUUCUCCUGACAUUUCAGCCAUCCUUCAAUCCAAAGGACAGCAUCACUGCUCCCACUGAGUGCAAUGUUCUUCACAUUAUAGCUGACAACCUAUUGAGCCCUGAAGAACUAGUAGCACUACAAGCAGCCAUUGAUCCCAAGGGACCCUCACCUUCACAGAAGUCUACCUGGCAACCAAUCAGUACAUACAGCACAUACUGGGCCAACAGUAAGGAACAGUUUCAUUUAUCUUCUUUUUAAUCUGUCUAUUUGAAGAAAAAAAUCAAAUAAACCAAGUGAAAAAGAAAGGAGGGGAAAUUAUAUCAACAUGUCCAUCACAAUAUACAUUAACUUAUAAUUGAGUGCUGCAGAGAAGAUGUAUUUUUGUAGGUCAACCCAGAAGUUAGCAUCACCCUGGUUUCCUCGACAAAAAGCCAAUAGAUUUUUCCUCUGGAUUAAAAAUUUUAUGAUUCUUACAUGUUUUGUUCAAGGUAAUCUUCACAAAUGAACAUUUUUUAUGUAGUUUGAAGCCUACUAUAAUCACCAUUUUAUGUAUUUUAUGUCAUAGAAUAAAACAUGAAGCUAUUUUGAGCUUGUGCUAAUCAUAGACCUUAUUUCAGGUGUUUAACCAAAUAAACUAUUUACUGCACUCUAUUGUGGUGUAAUGUAAUGCUUGUUGUAAUGUUUUGCCCGGGAGACUAGUGUAAAUUGACUGAUAGUGCUAUCUGCCGGUUUGGAAGUUGCUCAGCUGCAUUUGUGAGAAAAUCAAGCAAAGAAAAAUGAAGUCAUGUUUCUGACAAACAUAACAGAGACUUAUGUGUUUGUAUAGAUUGGAUCUUUUAUUUGCUCAAAGAUUUGUAGAAUGGCUUGUAUUCAUUUGUGAAAUAUUAUGUAGGCUCAUAC
This is a messenger RNA of Ictalurus punctatus (channel catfish), 2277 nucleotides long. Its product is annotated as general transcription factor II-I repeat domain-containing protein 2-like. NCBI's taxonomy places the organism in Eukaryota, Metazoa, Chordata, Actinopteri, Siluriformes, Ictaluridae. The record is from RefSeq and is a predicted model, not a curated record. The transcript has 2 exons. Bases 274 to 1635 code for a protein of 453 amino acids.